Molecule: messenger RNA, 5930 nt
Organism: Gigantopelta aegis
Lineage: Eukaryota; Metazoa; Mollusca; Gastropoda; Neomphalida; Peltospiridae
Product: dedicator of cytokinesis protein 9-like
Biological process (GO): positive regulation of GTPase activity; small GTPase-mediated signal transduction
Molecular function (GO): guanyl-nucleotide exchange factor activity
Source: RefSeq, a predicted model, not a curated record
UGGUGGACAAAAUUCACUUCCGUAAAGGAUUUUGUCAUGGGAUUAAAUAAAAUCUGGUGUUUUAUUGGAGAAGAUAUUUCAAAAUGACCGAAAGAAGGUUCGCAAAAGCUUUGAGGAUUAAAGGAGAAGCCGCACACAUUCGCGAGAAUGUCAGCGCAGCUCUGCGAGAAAGUGCGAUCCAGAACCGGCCGAAGCUGGUUGACCCGAUUGACUAUGAAACGUUUGUGGUCAAGAACAAAGUGGUGCUCACCAACGACCCCCAGAGGGACAUGCUCAACUUUCCCUUCGAUGACAUCCAAAUUCCGCAACCUACGCCCACGAAGACGCUACACACUGCAUGUUCAACGGUUCCAAAGAAUGCCGCCAGCGAGUCAAGCAGUCUGAUGGUGCGCCAGUGUAUCAAGACGUACACCGGGCGCUGUCACAUGAUCAACUUCAAGUACCACGCAUAUGCAGGCAGUUAUCAGCAGUUGCCGAGUGCUAAAAAAUUGGCUUCUUUGCCUGAACAUGUGUUCGAGAUUGAUGCAGAAGAUGAAGAAAAAGAUGAUGAUACACUUGGUCGCAGUCAGACCUCCACAACAGAAAAGAAAGGCUGGUUGUUUAAGGGGCCAGACAGUGGAAAAGACAAUCCAAUUUUCACAAAGCAAUUCAAAAGACGGUACUUCGUUCUCAAACAGCAGACCGACUUUACGUUCAUCCUGGCCUUCUACAAAGAUGAAAAGAGGUACGAGCUGAAGGGAGAGAUCUACUUGGAUCUAGCUGUGGAAGUGGUCAGGAAUCCAAAGAAAGGCAAGUUCAGCUUUGAAAUUCGAAUGCAAGAUCGUCCCCCAAGCCUAUUGGCUGCUGAAAAUGAGGCCGACAUGGAUGAUUGGAUAAGACUUCUCAACAAAGUAAUCAAUGCAGCAGAGACGGCUAGUCAAGUUUCAAGAGAGAGCAUUAAAGAUGAAACAACAUCAAGCGGGAAACCAGAGAACUAUAAAGAAAGUAGCAUUAACCACCCUGUGGUAAAGUAUUCGCGAGAAACUGACGGAUCACUGGCCAAGGCGAGACAAGAAAACCGACAGAACAUGUUUUCCAUAUAUCCUGACAUGAGGAGAUUUUUUGAUGAAGAUGAAGAAGAGGAGGUUAUCGAAAGUGAAAUUGACUUGUUUCCGGCGGCCGUCUCCGAGAGAUUCUCCUUACGACUGGAAGAGUUCCGACUCAAGCUGCAGGUGAACCUUGCAGACGAGGGUCAAGGUCACAAAAUAUGCAAUCCCGAACCUUUCUUCAUCUCAUUUGCUCUGUAUGAUGCGAAGGAGGGCCGAAAGAUCUCGGAAGACUUCCACAUUGACCCGAACGAGCCAGAGAUUAGUGCCAUGAUCCCACACGACAUUCUACAAGCCUCCGAUCAUCUACACACGGUGGAGGGAAGAAGUAACUCACCGGACCUGUACGGAUUGAGUGAAGACUGGUUGAAGUCCGUCAAACGACAUGGUGUGUUUUCUGUGAUCCAACGCCAUUCCGAGAUUUACCUGGUGGCCAAGAUUGAAAAGGUUCUGCAGGGGAGUGUCUCGCAGUGUGUCGAACCCUACAUUCGGGUCGCCGACGGAAAAGUUGCGUCCAAAGUUCACCGCCAGAUGAAGCAGUUCUGUGGCCAUAUUGGUCAUUACCGCAUGCCUUUUGCCUGGUCCGCACGGAACCUCACAUUAUUGUCGGGAAAUUGUGACCUGCCGAUUUACAAGCAGGAGAGCAUCAAGAUGACGCAGGAUGAAAUCAUUCGCAUGCUCCUGGAUAUCAGAAAACCAGAAAAGUUAAAGUUGCAAGUGAUUCCUGGAAUCUUCAAAAUCCGGUUUCAGAUGCUUGAGCCCAAUACCAAUGUACCAAACAUGGUCUCCGCCUCUCUUGUUCCCAUCUUGCCAUUCCCUGUUCCUCCGAAGGUGAUGCCUACCUUCGAAGUGGAAGAGUUCCCUCCCGAACGUGCCUCGUUGUGUAGUACCUUCAGCUUCUACCGCAACAAUCUGUACAUCUACCCACUGCAGCUCAAGUACGAUGCCCAGAAGUCUUUCACAAAGGCAAGAAAUAUAGCUUGCUGCAUCGAAGUCCGUGACACAGAUGAUGUUUCCUCAGUCCCAAUGAAGUGUAUAUACGGCCGUCGCGGAUCAUCAGUGUUUACAACUGUCGCUACAACAGCCGUGGUUCACCACGUCUCCACACCAACGUAUACAGAAGAGGUGAAGGUGUUGCUGCCGACCCACAUCCAUGACAAGCACCACCUGCUGUUCCGCUUCUACCAUGUGAGCUGCGAGGGCUCCAGGACUGCCAACCGCAGCAGCGCCGGCUCAUCCGUGAAGAAGAAAGACAGCAUCGAACUCGUCAUCGGCUUCGCAUGGAUGCCUCUCCUCGUCGACGGCCGAGUGGCUGUUGGAGAUCGAAUGAUCAGUGUCUCGAGUAAUCUACCACCUGGCUACCUCAAUCACGAGACUCCUCCACUCGGUAGAGGGAAUACAGGUCCUGAUAUCAAGUGGGUGGAUGGUGGAAAACAGCUGUUUAAGAUCAACCUGAGACUCAUGUCAACGAUCUACACACAGGACCAGCAUCUUCACAAUUUCUUCCAAGUCUGUCAGAAGAUCGAGAACAGCCAUGGUGUUCCUGCAGAUCUCAACAGCAUCAACAAGCUCAAGACGGAUAUUGGCAUUGACACCUCUGAAACUAUUCAGAGACUGCUCAGUAUGACCAAGUCCCUGUUGGCGGUUGAGACGAGCACGUACAUACAGUUCCUGCCCACCCUGCUGGAUCAGCUGUUUCACCUGUUGACCACGACCAACAGCGAGGACGUGGGAACAAACACUGUCAGGGUCAUCAUCUACAUUGUGUCUUCUGUCCACGAUGCCAGCAAGCUAGAACUACUUCAGAAAUAUGUUAAGUACAUAUUCCGACCGGACCCGAUCCAGAAAGGUGCCAAGCAGAAGACGGUGCAUGAAGAGCUGGCGAAGUAUCUGACGUCCAUUCUGCGUCCCGCGAACGCGGACCCCGAGGUGAUCAAACGCUUCCUGGCCCAUGCCUGGUUCAUGCUGGAGAUACUCGUCAAGAGCAUGACACAGUUUCUCAUCGAUACAGACAGGGUCAAGAUGCCGCGGAACGAGCGGUUCUCAUCAGACUGUCAGUACAGAAUGAACAGUCUGCUGCAGACGGUGAUCCCACACAUUGUCCAGAAACACACGGAGAAGUGCAGCAAGGAUGCCAACCACAGCAUUGCACACUUUGUCAAGCAAUGCUUCACUCUGAUGGACCGUGGUUUUGUUUUCCGGCUGAUUGCCAUGUACAUCGACAAUUUCAACAUACCCGAUGAGAAGAUUCUGCACAAUUUCAAGUUUGAGUUCUUGCGUAUCGUGUGCAGUCAUGAGCACUACAUACCCCUGUGUCUUCCACUGAUGAGAAAAGGGCUGAAAACAUUCAAAGAUAUCAAGCCGGAAGACUUGCGUCAGGACUUCAUGCUGUCGGACGAGUUCCGCCACAAGCACUACCUGGUGGGCCUGCUGCUGUUUGAGUUGAAGAACUCGCUGAAGGAGCCCCGCGACAUGAGGCGGAGCGCAAUCACCGUCCUGCGCAACCAGCUUGCCAAACACUCAUUUGACGAUCGAUACAAGACCAAGUCUCAGCAAGGUCGGAUAGCCGCCCUGUAUCUGCCUCUGAUCGGCAUUCUGUUGGAGAACAAACUGAGACUGUCUAAAGACAGCCACAGUCCACAGCACCCACCCAAACCUGAAACGGUUGCCAACGGUGACGCGAAAAGUCAGAGAUCAAACAGUCUCGUUCCACGAACAGCCCCAGCCAGUGACACGAGACCAACCUCCAACGUGUUGGAGAUGAUAGCAGGAGGAGUGGCUAUAUCGUCGAAUCUGAACAUCAGCCUGGUGGGGUCUCAGUUACUAAACGGGUCAACAACAUCCAUAGACAGUGCAACAUUAGUGGAUGAAAAAGAAGCCGAGGCCAGGGGUCACAAGAGAAGUGACUCUACGACGACACUAACGGCCGACCAGCCUGCCCCAGUGACGCGAUACCGGUACGACAAGCUGGACAUCACGGAGAUCAAAGAUCUGCUGCUGUCUUUCCUCUAUCUGCUCAGACAUCUACCUGAAGAUAUCCUUCUAGGUUGGUUCAACAACAGUUCAGAACAUGACAUCAUCGACUUCUUUUCCUUGUUGGGGUUGUGUCUUCAUCACUUUAGAUAUCAAGGCAGAAAACGAAUAUUCACUUUGAGUAUGAUUGGUGACACGAAGAAGGCACUGUCAAUGCCGUCGUCCCGGAAACCCCAAGUGCCUAGCUGGUCUUCAAACAGAACUCCAAGUAUAUACAGCGAGUCGGGUGGAGAUGGAUUUCAUACGCCGACUGGAUCUGACGCCGAUGCCAUGGUGCGCGCCCUGCAGGAAGCUAACAUGUCCACUGAAGUGGGUCUCACCGUGCUCGACAUUCUCACACAGUUCUGCCAAACCUUCAAGAAGGAGCUGGAGAGUCGCGAUGGAGACAAUGCGCUGAUGAAGAACGUCUUCAAGUUGUAUCUGUCCUUCCUGAAGACCAGCCAGUCGGAGAGUCUGCAGAAACAUGUGUUCGGCGCUUGGAGGGCCUUCAUCAAAAAGUUUCAGACGGUGUUGUUCAAAGGAAGUGCCACGAUGUGUGGGGAGCUGUGUUAUGAGAUCCUGCGAUGCUGCAGCUCGAAACUGAACUCGACGCGGCGUGAAGCGUGUGCCUUGCUCUACCUGUUGAUGAGAACGAACUUUGAGUUCUCCAACAAACGGAGUUUCACCCGGGUACAUCUACAGGUGAUCAUUUCGGUGUCCAAACUGAUUGGUGACGUCGUCAUGGCAAGCACGUCACGUUUCCAGGAGAGUCUAGCAAUCGUCAACAACUACGCCAACAGCGACAAGGGAAUCCAGAAUGCACUUACAAAGAAAACGCCGUUUCCCGGUGAGGUGAAGGAUCUGACAAAGCGGAUUCGCACGGUGCUGAUGGCGACGGCGCAGAUGAAGGAGAACGAAGGCGACCCGGAACUGCUGAUCGACCUCCAGUACAGCCUGGCCAAGUCGUAUGCCAGCACGCCCGAGUUACGGCGCACGUGGCUCCACUCCAUGGCCCGGCUACACACGCGACACGGAAACUACUCAGAGGCUGCCCAUUGUUAUAUCCACAUAGCUGCACUGAUUGCCGAAUACUUGAAACGUCGAGGAAAAAUUAAGUCACGUUCCUACCCCCAGGGCUGCUCAUCCUUCAGCCGGAUCUCACCAAACAUCGCUCACGAGGAGUCGGGGAUCAAGGAUGACUCGGGCAUGCAGGAUGUGCAAUACACAGAGGACACCCUGGUCGAGGUGCUGGAGGAGGCGGCAAGGUUCCUGGAGAAGGCCGAGAGAUACGAGGUUCUUGGCGAGGUCUACAAGAUCGUCAUCCCCAUCUACGAGAAGAAGAGGGACUUCAAGAAACUGGAGUCUUGUUAUUCGUGUCUAUCAGAAUCCUACAAGAAAGUCCAGGAGGUUAUGAUAUCCGGAAAGAGAUUUCUCGGCUCGUAUUUCAGAGUUGCUUUCUUCGGCCAGACCUACUUUGAUGACCUGGAUGGACAGGAGUAUAUUUAUAAAGAGCCAAAUGUGACAAACUUGACUGAAAUCUGUGAACGACUGCAUAUGGUUUUCACCGACAAAUAUGGCAAAGACACUGUGAAGCUGAUCAAGGACUCUGCUAAGGUGAACCCGAGUGAGCUGGAUCCGAAGUUUGCCCACAUCCAGAUCACCCACGUGAUUCCCUACUUCGACGACAAGGAUAACUUGGAGAGACUGACGGACUUCGAGAGGAACAACAACAUCCGCUGCUUCAUGUACGAGACGCCAUUCACGAAGGACGGCAAGACACGAGGCGACAUCAGUCAGCAGUGUAAACGGAGGACGAUUCUUAACAGUAAGUAG